AUGGGUGGCGCAGCAUCGUCAGAACCCGAACCCAAGACAAUUGUUGUCGCCAACGGGAAGAACAUGGCCGUCUUGUACAAGGGACAACAUGUCCUCACCGUUACGGAUCAACCUGGCAUGGUUUAUGGUGCAGCAACUCUACCCGCGCCGUCGAUGGGUGUGAAGGGACUCUGGACGAUUCUCGAUGCCGCGGGCCAAUCGGUCAAUCUCGACACGCUCGCCUCGCAUGUGCUUGCGAUUGACGUGAGCAUCUGGCUCAACCAGCACAUGAAGGCCAUGCGCGACGCUGAGGGGAACGUCAUCCGCAACGCGCACCUCAUCGGCCUCUUCCGCCGCCUCUGCAAGCUCCUGUACUAUGGCAUCAAGCCGUUGUUCGUGUACGAUGGCGGCGUUCCCGCACUCAAACGCCGCACGCUGAGACGCCACCAAAAAGACCUUGCCCAAGACUCGCUCAAGAAGACGGCCGAAAGGCUGCUGAGCAACGAGCAACGCGCUGAAACGGCAAAUGCUGGCUGCUGCUGCUGCUGCUGCCAUCGUCGUCAGCAGCAGCAGGAUCGUCAAGUGGAGCUCCGCAUGGCGGCCACCGGCACCGAUGCACAGCGCGCUACCGAGCGAGCCUAUGCUGCUCUCAAACAAAAAACCUCCCGUGAUGAUGCGGAUGAUGUAUUUGCUUCCUAUUCUCGGUCCGAAUCGACGGCCGCCACUCCCUCCCAACAGAGCAUGCCUGCCAACGCUCGUGGCGCAGACGAAUACGAGGAAGAGGAUGACGAAAACGGCCAGGAUGAUGAUGCUCGGCACGAAAAGCAACUCGUGUCGCAGUUGGACACUCAACCUAGUGCCCUGAUUCGAUUCGAUGCCCACCGAUUGCGGUACUGGAAGCAGCUCUCACGCGUCGACACAUCCUCGCCUGAAUUCCUCGCUCUGCCACCGGAAGUGCAGCAUGAAAUCCUCACCGAAGUCAAAGAGUACCGUCGACGCACAGCCUGGGCUCGGUUUGAUCGGCUACAAGCGAAGGCCACAACGGGCGGCUCCUUUUCCGAUUUCCAGGUGCAAAAUCUUCUUCGCAAAAACACCAUUUCCCAGCGGCUCGACACUCUCGAGAAGGCAAUGAUGACCAGCAGCUCGUUUGAUUCUGGUAUCGAGCUUCGGCGCGUUGCUGGCGAAGCAGACACUGAGAUUCUCUUGCGCAGGACUGUCGCCCUCAACAACAAGCAGGAAGACAACAACGAGCACAUCACCCAAGAGGACAGCAUCUUGGCUGUUGUGAAUGAGCUGAUUGCCAAGCGUGCCAGAUCGUCCAAGGCACAACAAGCUCGCGUGCAGGCCCCUUCGACUUUGGCUCGCGUCCCAACCACUCCAGCACCACCGCUCUCGUUUUCAACGGAUUUUCGCAGCACUUUAACCAAAGAGCCUCCUGCGCUCGAUGCCGAGAUUUCGGCUGGGGCCAUGUUUGAUGACGAAUUUGAGCCGCUCGAAGAGGAUGGAUCGGGUGACGAUUUCGGCGGACUCUACAGCGACAGCGACAGCGACAGUGACUUGGAUGAUUUGGACAGGGCUGUUUCUGCUGCUAUGCAUGACGAUGACGACAACGACAUUGCCGUUCUUCAAAUUGAACAGGCUCAUGCGGGUCUUCCGGCACGUCGCGGAGAUGCCCAAGAGGAUGCGGAGCUAGAGUACGCCAAAGCCCUUUCGCUGGAGGAGGCUGCCACUGCCAACAAAGCCGCUGCGAGAGCAGCGUUGGCUGCCGGCUUGACAUUUUCCCAUGAUGAUAUCAGAGGAGCCUGUGAAGGAGACGAUGACCUCUUCUCUGCCGAUAUGUUUGUCCCCGUCACUGACGACCAACCGUCUUCAUCUGUCGCGGGCGAAGCGCACAUGGAGCAGUUUGAUGAGAGCGACGAGCAAACGAUGCUGCCGCAAUUUGUGCCCUUGGCCAAGCCGUUUCGAUCUGUGGCCUUCUCGCAAUCUUCCGAGUCAGCAAAGCCACCUCCGCCAAGCUCGGCGACUCACAUGGUUGUUUCAGACGACAGUGAAAGUGAAGAGGACGAGUCGUCAUCAGUGUCGGCACCAGCCACCGUUGCCGCAUCUUCAGCGUCUUCCUUGUCUGCUGCUGCUCCUACUGCUGCUGCUGCAGCAGCAGCAUCAUCUCCAUUGCUUUUCACUACGGUUACCCCGACGCGCCAGGCGUCGACUUCAUCUGUCAACGUGAACGCUGAGCCUGCCGAAGGACAAAUCCCCGUGAGCCGUUCUGCCAAUUCAGCGACUGCUGGUUCUGCUGAUACUCUUGUUGCUUCUGAUGCUACUACUCCCGCUGCUGCACCCAUUGCUACCACUGAUGCAACCGAGACUCUGACCCCGCCGCCACUUGCUCAAGGCAAACCUGCCCCAACGCAGUCCAGCCAGCCUGUAGGAUUGCCAAUCCUUGCCUCUGCUUUUGCCCCAAAGCCGGCCUCCUCGGCUCCAUUGGCAUCAAACCCUUUGUCUGCUGAAUCGACCGUUGCUCCACCCGCAGAUCCUCGUCUGUUCUUUGGUCCGGGCCAGCGGUCGAGCGGCCUUCAAUCAUCUGGCACUGCUGCACUGUCUGCCGCCUCGGCGGCGUUGGAUGCAGAGGCCGCGGCUCUUCGACAGGAACUCAAUCGAUAUGAGCGCGAUGUUGCGUCGGUGGAUAGCGAGAUGAUUGCCGAUACGCAAGAGCUGCUUCGUUUGUUUGGCAUGCCAUAUCUAACCGCGCCGAUGGAAGCAGAAGCCCAGUGUGCGGCGCUCGACCUUGCCGGCAUCACGGAUGGAACCAUCACAGAAGACAGCGACGUGUUUCUGUUCGGUGCGCGUCGCGUGUAUCGAAACUUUUUCAACCCGAACAAGUACGCCGAGUUUUACGCGAGUUCUGCAAUCGAGAGUUACCUCGCGCUCGAUAGAGAAAAGCUGAUCGAUCUUGCGCUGCUGCUCGGCUCCGACUACACUUCUGGUGUGGAGCGCAUUGGUCCCGUCCUCGCCAUGGAAAUUCUCGGCGACUUUCCAUCUCUCCAGGAGUUUGCGACGUUUCUUCAUCAGUACAAGUUUGCGACCUCUGAUUUGGACUUGGACGCUGUUUCGCCACUUCGUCGAAAGUUGGGUAAAAUGUGUCGCAAAUCACCCAUCAGCCCGCCAGACAACUUCCCUGAUGUCCGAGUGCGAGACGCUUACCGAAUGCCAACAGUGGAGGUGAAUCCCAACGACAAAUUCACUUGGCGCGUCCCAGAGCUGAGCGUGCUCCGAGAGUUUACUUCCCGCAAACUGGGAUGGUCGCAGGCCCAAUGUGACGAGUUUCUAGUCCCUGCCAUUCGACGCCUCCAUCAGCGUCAGACGGUUCAGCUUUCCAUCCACGACUACUUUCCGUUGCAAGCCUCGGGCACCCGUCGCAACAUCAAGAGCAAGCGCUUGCAGAAUGUCGUCUUGGGCAUGUUAGGCAUGCCUGCCGCGGCCGCGCCAGCACCAACCAAGUCCCGAAAGGCCGCCAAAGAUACUGCUACCGAUAGCGAUCGCACUGGACGCAAGCAGCCCGCUCCUCGAAGCAAACGAAAGGCGGCCGAGGCUGCCGCUUCUGCAUUUGUGGAAGCCAAUUCUGAUGAUUCCGAAACCGUUCCCAACCGCGAGACGGCCGAUGCAGAUCCUGAUUCUGACGUCCUUGACGAAUCGACGUCUGCGCAAGCGUCACGGCGAUCCAAGCGCCGUCGUUAG
Messenger RNA from Capsaspora owczarzaki ATCC 30864, 3714 nucleotides. RefSeq names its product DNA-repair protein rad13. Gene Ontology annotation, cellular component: nucleus. The transcript has 8 exons. Bases 1 to 3714 code for a protein of 1237 amino acids. Gene Ontology annotation, biological process: nucleotide-excision repair. NCBI's taxonomy places the organism in Eukaryota, Filasterea, Ministeriida, Capsasporidae. Gene Ontology annotation, molecular function: DNA endonuclease activity; single-stranded DNA binding. The record is from RefSeq and is a predicted model, not a curated record.